AUGACAAUGGCGUCUUUACCACAAAUCCCCGCACCCAUCGAUGAGGUACCUGCGUCGAGCUGGACGCCCAACACCUGGCGCUCCAAGCCCAUCAAGCAGUCUCCCGCCUACCCGGACGAGGCCAAGCUGAAAAAGUCGGUCGUUGAGCUCGGCCGCAUGCCGCCGCUGGUGCACCCGUCCGAGAUCCUCUCGCUCAAAGCGCACCUCCGCGACGUCGCCGAGGGCAACGCCUUCCUCCUGCAGGGCGGCGACUGCGCCGAGCUGUUUGACUACUGCCAGCAGGAGGCCAUCGAGUCCAAGAUCAAGCUGCUCCUCCAGAUGAGCGUCGUCCUCAUCUGGGGCACCAACAAGCGCGUGGUGCGCAUCGGCCGCAUGGCUGGCCAGUAUGCCAAGCCUCGCUCCAGCCCGACGGAGAUUGUCAAUGGCAAGGAGAUGCCUAGCUUCCGUGGUGAUAUCCUCAACGGAUACCACGAGGAUGAGCGCGAGAUUGACCCCACCCGUCUUCUCAAGGCUUACCACCACUCGGCGGCUACCCUCAACUUCAUUCGCUCAGCAAUUGCCUCUGGCAUUGCUGACCUUCGCCAUCCUUUUGAUUGGGGUCUGGGACAUGUCCGUGAUCCCGUUCUCAAGGAAAAGUACUCUGAGAUUGCCAGAAGCAUCCAGCAGACACUGCGCUUCCUGCACGUCAUCAACGCUCGCCCAGACGAGCUUGAGACAGUCGACAUCUUCACCUCUCACGAGGGUCUACUCCUAGAGUAUGAGGAGGCUCUGACUCGUCAUCUGACGAAGCCAGCAUCACACUCGCCAGGCAACAGCAGAAUUGCGACACCCGUGACUCGCUCGCCACGCCUCGGCGGCGUAGAGCCCGCCCCUACCAAGACACAGGACUACUACGACACAUCGGCCCAUUUCUUGUGGAUUGGGGACCGCACAAGACAACUCGAUCACGCCCACGUCGAAUUCUUCAGAGGUAUUGCCAACCCCAUUGGCAUCAAGGUUGGGCCUACGACACCCACCGACGAUCUCCUGGCCCUGCUGCGCGCUCUCAAUCCCCAGCGCGAGGCUGGAAAGAUUACCCUCAUCACCCGCUACGGCGCCGGCAAGGUUGCCGAGCUCCUGCCCAAGCACAUCCGCGCUGUCGAGGACUCGGAGUAUCGCCGCUGCGUUGUCUGGCAGUGCGAUCCCAUGCACGGCAACACCCUGUCGACCGGAACCGGCAUCAAGACCCGCCGCUUCAACGACAUUUAUAAGGAGCUCCAGGAGUCGCUUCGCAUCCACAAGGAGCAAGGCAGCUACUUGGGCGGCAUGCACCUUGAGCUGACGGGCGACGCCGUCACAGAGUGCCUGGGAGGCAGCGAAGGUCUUGACGAGGACGACUUGUCCACAAACUACACCUCGUUCUGCGAUCCCCGUCUGAACGAGAAGCAGGCUCUGGAGCUGGCCUUCUUGGUCGCCGAUCACUUCUCCAAAGAGACGAAGAAGAACUAA
This is a messenger RNA of Akanthomyces muscarius, 1488 nucleotides long. RefSeq lists its product as uncharacterized. The transcript has 2 exons. NCBI's taxonomy places the organism in Eukaryota, Fungi, Ascomycota, Sordariomycetes, Hypocreales, Cordycipitaceae. The record is from RefSeq and is a predicted model, not a curated record. Gene Ontology annotation, molecular function: 3-deoxy-7-phosphoheptulonate synthase activity. Gene Ontology annotation, biological process: aromatic amino acid biosynthetic process. The coding region runs from base 1 to 1488 and encodes 495 amino acids.